GUUUCUCCCUCGCUCUCAGUGAGGUUGUAAAGAUGAGAUGUGAGAUGUGAGAUGUGAGCUCUGUGCUCUGCUUUUUAUGAAACAUGACUCAUGACCUGUCCGCAGCCGGACGCGCUUCUGAUCAUUAGGAAGCCAGUGACACACGGACGGCCUGCACGGAGCUGUAACAUCUGUCAGAGCUGCGUUAGAGCCAGGAAAGGACACGAAGCUGCGACACUAGGACUCAAGGUGAGCUGUCUGUCUCCUUAUCACUGAGGAACUUUAAAUACAAACAAGCUGCGACACUAGGACUCAAGGUCACAAGGUCUGAAAUCUGAAAUCAGCACCACUGAUAACGAAUCAUUUAAAAUGGAGAGUGAGGAUGAUCUGGACAUUUUGACAGCGCUGCUGGCUGAGAGCGAGGGCGUCGGAGAAGAACAGGACGGUCGGGAGCAGGCGGACGACUUGGAUGGCCUGUUUGAUGAUGAUGACGACGAUGAUGAAGGGGAGUACAAAGAUGGCAUUGAGGAGGAGGAAGAGCGAGAUGUGCAGACAGAGGACGUGGCAUCAGAUCUCUUCGGAGACGUGGAUGACAUUGAAAAUGAAGACAAAGACGCUCAAGUGAAAGGAAGCGGAGGGGAAGCCUGUGAGAGCCUGAACAAAUCGAAGGAGGAUUUGCAAGAUGAACUCAGGCGCAUGCAGGAGCAGAUGCAGCGAUUGCAGCAGCAGCUGGAAGCAAGCCAGAAGGCUUCUACCUCAUCUUCAACUCCAGCCAAGACUGCAGGGAGCUUGGCUAGUCCCAAACCAACCACCCCUAAACUCAACACCUCCAAAACGACUCAGGGCAAACCAGCCACUGCCACACAGAAGACAAAGACACAAGCAGCAGCAUCUUCAUCCACUCCUGUCAGAGGAGGAGGUGUGAAGCUCCAGGAGUCCUCUGACUUUUUCGAUCAGCUCAACAAUGCUGACUCCUUCAAGCGCAAACCCAGGGUAGCCCACCAUCCCAAACCCAGCACGUCACCAGAAAACAACAGAGGGCCACUGGUAGAGAUAAAGGUUGGCAGCUCCUUCCAGCCAGCAGAGAGCACCAGCAAGGUCAGCAAUCCUCUGCGUUCACCUCCGUCGUCUCAAAGCAGAGCUGCACCAGCUGCAUCAGCAGCGCAGCCUAAACCUCCUUCUCUCCCUCCCCUUUCUAAAGAUGUGGGCGUUGAGAAAUACUCAGGUUUGCGGCUCAGAAAGCCACGGGUUUCCUCCAGCGACAUGGACCGAAGGAUGGCCGACCGCCGCCUGAUCCGUCUGUCGCAGGUGCCGGAGCGUUUGGCUCGGGAGAAGCUGGAGGAGAGCGACUGGGUGACCUUCGCAGUGCUGGUCCACAAGGCGACGCCACAAAGCAGCAGCAGUGGCAAAACCUUCAGCAUCUGGAAACUGAACGACCUCCAUAACCUGGAGGUGUACGUGUCUCUGCUUCUGUUUGGAGAAGUUCAUAAAGAGCACUGGAAGACGGAGCCGGGCACUGUCAUCGGCCUUCUCAACCCAAACCCGAUGAAGCAGAAAGACGGAUAUGAUGGGGUGAGCCUGACGGUGGAUCAUCCACAGAAGGUGCUGCUGAUGGGUGAAGCUCAGGAUUACGGCACCUGCAAGGCGGCGAAGAAGAACGGAGAGCCCUGCUCUCAGAUCGUCAACAUGUACGAGUGUCAGUACUGCCAGUAUCACGUCAAAGCUCAGUAUAAGAAGAUGAGCUCCAAGAGGGCCGAGCUGCAGUCGUCGUUUUCUGGGAAAGCUCCCAACAAGGUGAAGGGGAAGGGCGGAGGCCUGAGGGAGCGUCUGUGUCAGGACGGCUUCUACUACGGCGGCAUGUCCUCAGCCGCCUGCGCCGCCUCACUAACGGCGUCCAAACCGAACAAACCCACCCAGAAGACUCUGGACAAGCUGUUCGUGAAGGGCUCAGCUCAGCUCGUCGAUCAGGCCAAAAGGCUUGCCGUGCAGUCCGGUGAAGUUUCUGGUUGUUCGAAUGAAUUCAAGGGCCUGUUGUCGAUGCCAACGCCUGGAGCUCUGCAGCUGAAGAAGCACUUAACGCAGAACAGCCAAGCAGUCUCCAAAAAUGCAGCUGCAGCUCCACUUCAGUCCAUCUCCGCCUCGGACCUGCUGAAGCAGCAGAAACAGAAGCAGAAGGAGUUCCUGCAGAACCGCCGGCAGAGGGCAGCGGAGAUCCAGAAGAGAGUACUGCAGAGCUCAGCUGGACCCACACCUGGGUCAUCCUCCUCCUCACUAAGCCGGGUCGGCCUGACGUCCCCAAAAGCAGCUUCUGAGGUCCCCAAGGCCACCCAAAGCCCCUCGGCUCCCCACGUCCCCACCCUGGGCCGAGGCUUCACUGAAGGGGAAGACAUCCUCUUCUUUGAGAACAGCCCACCACCUGCGCCCGCCCCCAGUGGCCUCAGCCUAUCAGCCGCCAAGAUGGCUGCUCUGAAGAAGCUGAGAGCCAAAGGGACGGGACUGGAAAAGGAAGACCCCAACGCUGUGAAGAGGAAGAGGAGUAACGACACGGAGAUAAACGCUCGGGUGGAGAGGAAUCUCACCUCACCUAAGGGUGGGUCCUCCAGCAACGAGGAACAGGAACCGGCCCUGAAGAAGAAGCGAGAUAAACUCCUUUACGUCCAGUCAGAGGAGUUUCAAAAGAUCCUCAACGCCAAAUCCCUUCACGGGGCAGCACUACAGGCGGCGGAGUACCAAGUGCAGGAGCGCUACUUUGAUCCUCUGGUGAAAAAGGAGCAGAUGGAGGAGAAGAUGAAGGGCAUCAGAGAGAUGAAGUGUCGUGCCGUUACCUGUAAAAAGUGUAGUUACACGUACUUCAAGCCGGCGGAUCGUUGUGUGGAGCAGAAUCAUGAUCUGCGGUGGCACGACGCCGUGAAGCGUUUCUUCAAAUGUCCGUGUGGACAGAGAUGCAUCGCUCUGGACAGACUGCCCAACAAACACUGCAGUAACUGCGGUCUGUUUAAAUGGGAGCGUGACGGGAUGCUGAAGGAGAAAUCUGGACCCAAGAUCGGUGGAGAGCUCCUCCUGCCUCGAGGAGAGGAGCACGGCAAGUUCCUCAACAGUGCGAAGUGAUGACACCGAGCUGCUCGCUGAGGGAGCACGUUUAGAUUUUUAAAGUUUAUUGAUUUGUUAUUGAUGAUGUAUACGUGAAUGUCUGUGGAAACAUUGGAAAUGCUGGAGAUAAGGUGAUUAAAGUAAUAAUUUGCAACAUUUCA
Messenger RNA from Larimichthys crocea (large yellow croaker), 3230 nucleotides. RefSeq names its product minichromosome maintenance 10 replication initiation factor (gene mcm10). NCBI's taxonomy places the organism in Eukaryota, Metazoa, Chordata, Actinopteri, Sciaenidae. The record is from RefSeq and is a predicted model, not a curated record. Gene Ontology annotation, cellular component: nuclear replication fork; nucleus. The transcript has 18 exons. Gene Ontology annotation, biological process: DNA replication initiation; DNA replication. Bases 349 to 3087 code for a protein of 912 amino acids. Gene Ontology annotation, molecular function: single-stranded DNA binding; DNA replication origin binding.